CGCCGGCACUCCCUCUCAGCGCCGCUUGAGGAGCGCGCCUGUGUGGUCUCGCGAUCACCCUUUCAACAUCGUAGGCCUACAACACGGUGCUCAGGCGAUAACGAGACUGGCAAGUGUAUCAGGUGCCGCCAAAGGGAAAAGGUUCGCGCGCAGUCGACUCGCCUCGGGCACUGUACGCAGCUCGGCACACGGUACAGCCAUGAAAAAUCUCGAAGCUUUGACGAUGCUGUUUCUCGCUGUUCUCUUUUCAGCAGGGUUUGCCUACAGAAACCAGAAUACUUGCGAAGUGCAAGACAUCCUCAGCUGUUACAGUGAACUCCGCAAGAAGAUAACUAGUGCGGUGGGCUUUCUACCAUUGCCAGAACACGACGAUGCCCAGAGUUCGUACACACGAUUUUGCAAAAGGAUCUUUCUAGAAAAGUCUUCAUGCUAUAACAGUACGAGUUCCUUGACAAGUUGUAGAAGCUAUGCGGAAGCGACGGUCAGAGAAUCCAUGUACCACUUCCUGUGGCACACCGUAUGUGGUGAAGAACUGCAAAGUUGGAAGCGAUUCCGGGAGAUUCUGGGGAACACCGAAGACGGCAGAUGCGAUAGGGCCCUUCAGCUCUUGGAUAAAAUAGCAAACGAUGAUGACUGCAGGAACUUUGAAGACCCUUUCAAAGGUUGCAUGAACUCUGUCGCAGAGAAAAUACAUGUUCCAUCUCACUUCAUGCCAGAUGCGAUGCGCCUUCUAGGAUGUCUGGAUGGCCGAAGUGAAGUGGCCAUCGAAAUGAGUGAAGUGAAAGACCCCACGGCCAGCUCAUCAGAACCUGAGAGGGAGCGUAGCAUCCAAGUCUGCGAAGCAGCAAAGGUGGCCGAGUGCCUCACCCGCCCGUUCAAGGCCGCGACCAACGGUGGGUGGUCACUGUUCACCAACGACAGUCGGAUUUCUCUUCCGCUCAACGAUGUCAUCACAAAGCUGUGUCGGAACGGUGAGUGGUCCAAGUCUUGCCUAAGGAGCCUCGACAUGAGAUUUUGCACGGCAACAGAAAAGAAUGGCUGGGAUCGCUUGGCUGGAGCGUACGACCACGCAAUGUCUAUGCUCUGUGACAACGCCGGAAAAGUUUUAACUGAUUUGAUAAAAUCAGCCCACUGCUGGGACAUACCCGGAUUUGCACAGUGCGCGGAGAGCGCAGACAUAAUGAAUAUCGAGAAAAAAUUUUUCGCACCCGACUGGACUUCAGGAGACUGCAGGAAAUUGGAAAACUCAGUGACAGCCUGUAUCCAAAAAAGUGUGAUAGGAGGAAAAAACUGUUCUUCAACUUAUGCUUUCGAGGCUAAGGAGAUAAUCUCAGCCUACCUUAGGAAGCUGAACUGUGAAUCAAGUACGAACGCUAUCAGUGCUACGACACCAACCAGUAUUUGUGUUAUGUUUUGGAUGUUUCUUGUUAACUUCAAGUAAAAACAAUUUUUAGAAGUU
Messenger RNA from Dermacentor andersoni, 1459 nucleotides. RefSeq lists its product as uncharacterized. Lineage: Eukaryota; Metazoa; Arthropoda; Arachnida; Ixodida; Ixodidae. The record is from RefSeq and is a predicted model, not a curated record.